AUGAAAAAAAAGCAUACUCUAUUACUAAGAAAGGUAAUUGGGGAAUAAAAUUAAAUGAGUUGGCCAUUUGCUGAUUAAGACUUCCAUUCUAGUAAUAUUUUUUAAAGUAUAAAUAUGUUAAUCUAUUAGCUUAGAGUCCACAUUAUUAAAUAUUAGAUUUUAGCUAGAAGAAUUAAACCAAUGAAAUUCUAUCUCGAUCAAUAGUUGGCAAAGUGGAAAUUUUCAAUAAAUAGACAAGUGAUUUGGAAAAGCCAAUUCGUUUUAGUUAACCUGUAAAGUUGUCUAAUUUGUAAAAUAAGAUUAAAAAAAGUAAUAAAAUACGCAUAUAUUAUUAAGCAAAUAAGAAUGAACCUUCAAGUAUAAAUUCAUCUUAAAGAAACAAAAAAUUCAAAACAAAUAAAUAGCAAGUAAUACAGAAAACUGAAAACAAUUAUUUUGAAGUUCUUGAUAAAUACGAAUUAAUUCAAAGGAUGGAAAAAAUAUAGAAAAUAUUAAAGAAUAAUGAAAAAUAGGCUUAAGAAUAACUUUAGAAAAUUUCAUAAACUGAAAAGAUAUUGAAAACGUAACAUGAAAGAAAUUUAAAUAAACAUGAAAAAUAAUUAUAAGUUUGGAAUGAAUUAUCAACAAAGAUCAAUUCUCGAAUGAAAAUUAAUUAAAGCACUUUAAUAGAAAGAUAGGAAAGUAUUUUUAAUUCAUUAAUAAGUAGAGUAUAGAUCUCGAUUAGAUUUUUUGGAAAUAUUUGAAGAAUUGAAACCUGAGGAAUCUAAAAAUCCAGUUAUAACAUGGCAUUAAAGAUUAAGAUCUCAAUAUAGGCCUUAAGUAUUUAAUUUUUCAAAUUAAGAAAACUAUUCAAAAAGAAGAAUAGGAAAGAUUAGAACUAAAAUAAGAUUUAUUAGAAUAAAUACCGAAUAGAGAAUUAUUAGAAAUUCCUAAUCCAUAAAAAUUGAUUUCUGAUAUCAAAAAUAAAAAUGGUUAUGAUAAAGGUAGAUCUGUAUCAGAUUACAAUGGAUUAAAAGUAAAAUAACUAGAAAUUAUUAGUUAUUGGGUUAAAGUGUCUACGAAAAGGAAUUACAAUCCUUAAAAAAAGAUAAAUCUCAAAUACAAUAAUAGUACUACUAUUAUAAAGCUCCGAAAGAAAUUUAAAUUAAUGAGGAAAAUCUUUGA
Molecule: messenger RNA, 1164 nt
Organism: Paramecium sonneborni
Lineage: Eukaryota; Ciliophora; Oligohymenophorea; Peniculida; Parameciidae
Source: the annotation of a GenBank genome assembly